Sturnus vulgaris (Common starling) is the source of this 3129-nucleotide messenger RNA. The record is from RefSeq and is a predicted model, not a curated record. NCBI's taxonomy places the organism in Eukaryota, Metazoa, Chordata, Aves, Passeriformes, Sturnidae.
AGUACUAGCUGCUGUUAUAAAUUUUUCUUCAGCACAUUCACUCUUUUCUGUCCUCUCCUUACUGGUAGUUAUGUCCUCCCCCUUGACUGUGUGCCCCAUCCCUGUGUCCCCUUAUUCCCUGUGCCCUGUUCCCUUGCCUCCAUGGUUAAUUUGGCUCAGCAUGUACCUGUAGUAUAAAAAUGGGGACAUGGUCACUUUGGAGUAAAAAAUCUUUGUGCAAGUGGUCUGAGGGAGCAGAGGUGGGGAAGUAGCAGAGAUGCUACUUCUAGAGGUCAAAGAACAUAGCUGGGACAUGGGACUUUAUCAUGUUCUAUUUAACCAAACUGAUUUAACCCAUUGCUUUGGGGGAGUCCUUCUCUGUUUACAGUGAACUUCCCUGGUGUAUCCUAGCUAUUUUGAAGUCUCUGCUCUUGAUCUGCUUGACCUUCCUUCAUUCCUUCACCUAGAAGUAACUUUUUUUUUUCUGUUGAAGACCUCUUGAAGCACUAGUCAUGAUGUAUUUCUCAGCUUGAAACAAGUCAUCUUGGAUGAGCUAAAAAAAGCUUUAAAUUUGACUUGCUGUUUGUAACAGCAAGUUCUUGUUUACUAUGGAGUUGCUCUGCUGCUUAUUAUUUAACACUGUUUCACACUACUUUGCUGGAGACUUGCUCAGGGUAGAGAUGUUGAGAGUUGAAUAGAGAGUCAACAGCAGGGGGAAGCUAUCUCGGGAAAAGUGUUGGACAAAUGAGUCAAUGACUUCCGCCUCACUUUACAUGUUUUGUCAGUUCAAGAAUGAAUCCUGAAUUUCUCUUGUUGGUCAGGGAAACAUGGGGCAUGGGAGAAGGGGGAUGUGGGCAGCUGGUGUCAUCAUUCAAAAAUAAUAGUCUGGAAAGCUUAAACUCAAGUCUGCCUGGACAUGCACAGUUUGCCAAACAAAGCUGUACUUUCUUUUGUAUCUAACUAUGAAAGGUCUAUUUAUUAAUUCUGUUAGAUUAGCUUUCUGAUUCAGAAAAUAUUAAACAACAAAAAGACACAAAACAGUCCUCAGCUUGGAAAUGGUGUCCAUGAAUUCAAUGUAAAUUGAAGACUCCACAAAGGCUGAUCAUCCUGCUUUUCUCAUACUUGGCGCUACUUAAGUAGUCUCUUCAAAGUCACAACCUGUCCUGGCUACUAAACUGUACAGUACAGUAUCCAAUUUCCUAGUUUUGGUCUUAAGUUUCCAAAGCACUGUUUACUAAGGAGCUUUCUCUAGCGUGGUAAAUGGCUAUAUACUCGAAUAUUUACAGCUGUUACAGAGGUAUCCUUUUUUGCAUGACUUCGUAAAUGUUUGUUCAUUGUGACAUUGGCUUACACUUGCUUGGCUUUUUCAUAGUCAGUUGACAUCCUAAUUCCUAGCAUGAGAAUUAGUGACCCUUUUAUCCCCUAACUUAUUUUCAGCCUCUCCUCUCCUUCCCUCCCUCCAAUCUCACGCAAAUAUUCAAUAAAACACUCAUUGAGAUUUAUUUAAUUUUUGAAUAAGUAAAUAUUUGUUGGCCUCAUUUCUGAAAAAUGCUUAGCCCAUGUUAAAUAAUUAAACAGUUUUAGUGCCAUGUCUGAACUUUAGGGCCCUUCAGCUUUUUGCAGUGCUUUCACAAUUUUUAUUCCUACUGUGUAGACUGGCAGUGCUCUACUGAAAUGCUCUUCAUUUUUUACAGUUUAUUGCAAGUUCCACUGCAUCAUACAAAUUUGAUUCACUCAUGUCUCACUACCCCUUUACCUGCUCUGUGGAUAGGCUUCUUAUAUUGUGGAAGCUGACGACACAGUGCAGAGCCUACAGGUUUGAAGGCCAUGCAGAAGCACUGACAAGCGUAGACUUCUCACCAGAUGGGCAGGUGCUGGCUUCAGCUUCUCAUGAUCACACUGUCAGGCUUUGGAUUCCUUGUAUUCAUGGAGAAUCAUCAGUACUGAAAGGUCAUACAGCAUCUGUUCGGAGUGUGAGCUUCUCCCAUGAUGGCUGCUCUGUAGUUUCAGCAUCCAAUGAUAAAUUAAUAAAAGUAUGGAGUGUUAGCUAUCAGCGUCAUUUGUUUACCCUAUUCCAACACACUGGUUGGGUUCGCUGUGCCAAAUUUUCACCUGAUGGAAGAUUAAUAGCAUCUUGUAGUGAAGACAAAUCUGUUAUCAUCUGGGAUACAAGAAAUAAAAUCUGUGUUAAUAGCUUCUCAGAUUAUGAAGGAUUUGCAACUUUUGUGGAUUUCAACCCAAGUGGAACAUGUAUAGCUUCUGCAGGUUCCAAUAACACAGUGAAAUUAUGGGAUAUUCGAACAAAUAAGCUACUGCAGCAUUUCAAAGUUCACAGAGCAGGGGUUAAUUGUAUAUCAUUCCAUCCUUCCGGUAACUACCUCAUCACUGCUUCUACUGACGGUACCCUUAAGAUUCUGGACCUCUUAGGAGAAAGACUUAUUUACACUCUUCAUGGACACAAGGGACCUGUACUUUGUGUGGCUUUUUCAAAAGGCGGUGAAAAAUUUGCCUCAGGUGGAAUGGAUACUCAGGUAUUACUAUGGAAAACCAACUUUGAUACUUUGGAUUAUGAAGAUGUUCUCAAACACAAUUUUAGAAGAACACAUAUUGAUGAUCCUCCUCAUAUUCUUGAUAUUUACCCAAGGUCACCUCAUUUGCAUGAUGAAAAUCUUAAUUCAGUUGAGGUCGACCCUAGCUUUGAUGUGCCUGACAAGCAAACACCUGACCCAGUUGUCAUCAAUAUUAGACCAGCUUCAUGUAUCAGUACUCCUGUUACUGGCAGAAGUGAAGAACUGAGGAGUCCCUCUGCUUCUCCCUCAGCAAGAAGUUCAAAAAGGAAGGCAGAGAAUGAGAGUGGGUCAGCUGUGCAUAAUGUGGAACAGCAAAGAGGCAUCUCCUCCUCCGUGGGCAGGGUUUUGGACCACAUUGUGGGGCAGCUGCAUUUGUUAACUUUAACUGUUUCAGUCCUGGAACAACGUCUUACUAAUACUGAAGAUAAAUUGAAAGAAUGCAUAAAAGAUCAGCAGGAAAUGUUACGAGAAAACAGAACUAAUAAAAUAUGAAAAUGAACUAUAUUGAGGACUAUGUUUCAUAAAAUCACAAAAAAUGCUUUUUCACUGGAUUUUGCUAUGAGCAGAAACUUCAAAUCAA